AAAAGCUACCGGGACAGCACCUCAGGCCAGAAUCGUGAGCACCUUGGCGCCACUAAAGUUUCAGUACACGGUCAUCCUGGCAGCAAGGAGAGGAGCCUUGGCUUGUUUAACACAGUCCCUCAGUUUUCUAGGUAGCUGCUCGGUUGCCUGGAAUCUGCAGAUUAUUUUUUUCCUCGCUUGCUGCACAGGGCCUGAUCCGUACCCCGGGCGGCGCCGGGACAGGUGAGCCUGGCGGCGGCGACCUAAGAACGUGCUCAGGUGUCAGGGUCCCGCUCAUAGCGCGUGGCUCAGGCCAGGUGCGGGCGCCCAGGUGCGCGGCGCGAGGCUGCAGCUGCUCUGGGUCCCCGACAGCGGGCGCCGCUGCGGCAGCGGCCGAGCCGAGCGCCUGGGCUGCGCGACUCCGGGCAGCUCCUUGGCGAUCGGCCCCCACCGGGUGGCCAAGAACUCCGCCCGGGGGCGCCCCGGGGUCCCUGUUGCUGCGGGCGCCGAGGGGGCGGUUCCGGUCCGGACCAGCGAGGGGCGAGGGAAACACCCCGGGAGCCCCGCGCCCUGGCACCAUGAGACCCGCCGCGCCUCCUCCCGGGUCCGGAGCUGUACAGUGUGCUCGCUGAGCCCCCUGCGGUCGCCGCCUCGUAGAGUGGCACCAAGAAGGUGGAAGAGGAGGAGAAGGCGACACUCGGGAGAGCAGUGCCCGGACAGAUUUGGCCGCUCCUCCACCCCCCGAGAGCUGGCGACUCCCGGGUUCCCCAGCCUUAUCAUGAGCCGGGCGCCAGCCGGGCUUUAGGAGAAACUGAGACGCCGGAGCGAGUCGAGACAAUUCUUUGGUUGCUAAGUGUGAGAGAAGACACUCAGGAUGGCUCAGGGGUCCGGGGACCAGCGAGCAGUGGGGAUCGCUGAUCCAGAAGAGAGUUCUCCCAACAUGAUUGUCUACUGCAAAAUUGAGGACAUCAUUACAAAGAUGCAAGAUGACAAGACAGGGGGUGUGCCCAUCAGAACAGUUAAGAGCUUUCUCUCCAAAAUCCCCAGUGUCGUCACAGGUACUGACAUUGUACAGUGGCUUAUGAAGAACCUUUCCAUUGAGGACCCAGUUGAAGCAAUACACCUGGGAAGCCUUAUUGCCGCCCAGGGCUACAUCUUCCCAAUCUCAGACCAUGUUCUCACCAUGAAGGACGAUGGCACCUUUUACCGUUUCCAGGCUCCUUACUUCUGGCCUUCAAACUGCUGGGAACCUGAAAACACGGACUAUGCCAUCUAUCUCUGUAAGAGGACGAUGCAGAACAAAGCAAGGCUGGAACUGGCCGACUACGAAGCAGAAAACUUAGCAAGACUCCAGAGGGCCUUUGCAAGGAAGUGGGAAUUCAUCUUUAUGCAAGCAGAAGCACAAGUGAAGAUUGACCGGAAAAAGGAUAAGACAGAAAGAAAAAUUCUGGAUAGCCAAGAACGGGCCUUCUGGGAUGUCCACAGGCCAGUGCCAGGCUGUGUGAACACAACAGAAAUGGAUAUCAGAAAAUGUCGGCGUUUGAAGAAUCCACAAAAGGUUAAAAAGUCAGUAUAUGGUGUGACAGACGAGACCCAGUCACAGAGUCCAGUGCACAUACCAAGCCAGCCAAUCAGGAAAACUACAAAAGAUGACAUCCGAAAACAGAUAACGUUUUUGAAUGCACAGAUUGACAGACAUUGUUUGAAAAUGUCCAAAGUGGCUGAAAGUUUAAUCGCUUACACGGAGCAGUAUGUGGAGUACGACCCAUUCAUAACACCAGCAGAGCCAUCUAAUCCUUGGAUCAGCGAUGACAUCACCUUAUGGGACAUAGAGAUGAGCAAAGAGCCCAGCCAGCAGCGAGUGAAGCGUUGGGGCUUCUCUUUUGAUGAGAUACUGAAGGACCAGGUGGGGCGGGACCAGUUCCUCAGAUUCCUGGAGUCAGAAUUCAGCUCAGAAAAUCUCAGGUUCUGGCUGUCUGUCCAAGAUCUCAAGAAGCAACCUCUACAGGACGUGGCCAAGAGGGUGGAGGAAAUCUGGCAAGAGUUUCUAGCUCCCGGAGCCCCAAGUGCAAUCAACUUGGAUUCUCACAGCUAUGAGAUAACCAGUCAGAAUGUCAAAGAUGGAGGGAGAUACACAUUUGAAGAUGCCCAGGAGCACAUCUACAAGCUGAUGAAGAGUGACAGCUAUGCCCGCUUCCUACGGUCCAACGCUUACCAGGAUCUGUUGCUGGCCAAGAAGAAGCCAGAAAGUGAGCAAGGUCGUAGGACUUCCCUAGAAAAGUUCACCCGCAGUGUGUGCUGCUGGCGCAGAGUCAGAAUGGCCGCCGCGUUUCACCCCCGAGGUGGCUUCCUUCCAGCAGUGGGGAAAGUCGCUGGCGGGCAAGCGCCUUACGGGCCUGAUGCAGUCCUCCUGACCGCCCCAACCCCAGGCCCAGGGCCCGGGCCCACAGAGGACCCGGGCAGGCGACGCUCCACAUCCAACGACAGAGCUUCCUUGCGGGGAGAUUUGGUCACUGUGAAGGAGAAAGAGUGAGGGCCACGGAGGGCACUGGUGGGAAGAUGCAGUGGGUGAAUGGGGGGACCAGAGAGAAAGAGUCCACGGUGCUGGGCCAGCGGGAGAAGCCCUGCUUAUAGCCUCUCUCUUGUACAGCCACACACCAAUGCUUAUUCUCAACAAGGGUCCAUUUCUAACUUGGUCGGAGAAUGUCUCAUGAAGGUUCCUGUCUGACUGUCACUGGAGAUGUUAACCUCACCCGUCCAGUCGUCUGGAGAAUCAUGCCUUCCAGCAAACUUCAGAGGGAUCCUGGGCACAUAGUAUUAAGCAUCACCUUCCUACUGCUCUCUCUAAUGCACUGGCAGCCCCCACUGGUGGCCACCCAGGUGUACUGGGUGUGUGACAAGAUGCUGCUUUCACAUAAAAUGUCAAAAGUCCCACCUUUAGCCCCAAUGACCCUUCAAGUUCUCUCCACCCUCGGUGGGACCACAUUUUUAAGAAGUCUCCAUGGGUGUGAUGGCCACCCCCAGCUCCCAUCAAAUGUCUAAGGGUCCAGAGCUUGAAGAGGCACCCAGUACAGAUAAUGGAGUGUGUGGUUUAGCCAUUGAAGGUUCAGGUGACAAUAUUUUAAAGAUAUUAUUACUUCCUAUCUUCUGAUUGUGCCCCUUGUCCCUCGGCUUGUCCCCUUGUAUUUUACUCAUAAUAAACAUGGCCGUGAACUCGGGGGCCAUUGGGCUUCUCCCCACUGGUAGCCCAAGAUGGAAGUUUCUGGAGGUGGAUGGAUUGUAGGGCUGGCCCAUGGUGGUAUCCUACCAGGCCUGGCAAGACUCUCGCUGGCUGGUUUAGGGCUCAGUUAUUCCUGAAACUUAAACACACUAUGUAAUGACAGGUCCCAGCCAGAGCCGCAGAAUUCCCUUCCCAACCUUAUUCUGAAGACCCAACCAAAGCACCUUGUUAAAUAUAGCCAAUCAUCUAGGAAAAAUUGUGCUAGAACCUGCAAAAGAUCUUCUAUGUUCUUCCAGUGUGUCAGAAUAGCCAUUUGCCAACCUGGCUGUGAAGUCUUGUACCUAAAGUGUCACAUCAGGUCCUGAAUGAACACAUGGGUGGUACUUGGCAAAUGGCGGCUAGUACGGUCAUUGUCAUUGUUACAAUGACAAUUUGAUCACCAGAUGCCCUUGGACGUAGAUGUAUUAGGCAACAUGCUUUUAAAUUCAAACAUGUUCUUCCACGCACACCUGUCCUGCCAACACCUGUUGGCUCCUCCUUUGAUCUAUAUUUGGCCAUAGGUGAAAACUCCCCCUUGGGAGUAUAUAAACAGAGAAGGAAAAUGAAGGAAAGAAGUUAGGAAGGAAGUUAGGGAGGGAGGGAGGGAGGAAGGAAGGAAGGAAGGAAGGAAGGAAGAAAGGGAGGGAGGGAGGAAGGAAGGAAGGAAGGAAGGAAGGAAGGAAGGAAGGAAGGAAGGAAGGAAAACAUUGUUUGUGUAAGUAAAUUGACUAGCUGGUGACCCAAAGUCCACAUGUUUAUUCAGUCUCAGCUCUGGGUGCAUCAUGUGACCCAUCUGCCCAGCCCCCACCUGCAAACCCUCUCUAUGUCUGCUUCUACACAACCCCAGAUCCACAAGUUGGUCCCUCACAGGGGAAUCCUCCAGGGGCACUUAGAAUCCUCCUUUCAAGAUUCUUGGUCACCACAUCUGUUUCCAGGUUAGUUCUCUUCUUGAGACAUGGUGGAAGUCAGAGGGUGUCUCCAAAGGUGAGGGUAAACACCCAGACUCUUGCCAGCUGCUCCCGCUGAGCCUUGGUAAACCAGAAGUAUCCACAUGAGUAGUGAGUGGGAGAAUUGAAGCCACAACCUAAGUUAUGGGGUCUUCCAGCCCUGUCUCUCUAGCUCCACUUAAAACAAAUAAAACAAAAAACAAAAUCCCUCUACUUAGAACCCUCUAGUUUCUGAACCAAGUUGUAGUCCGAGUUCAUCUCCAUCCAACAUUAUUCAAAGGAAACUUCUCUACCAAGGGCGCCCUAGGCUGUGCUGACACUAAGACACCUGAUAUUCUCAAACAGUGGUUACAUCUGUGCCCUCAGUCAUGCAGGACAAGGAUUAUGGCUGCCAUCUGCCCCUUCUAUGGACUACAGAACACAUUCUAAGCCAGGCUGCAACCUGGAUAGGACAGAUUUCUUGGCCAUGGCUUCUGUACCCUUUUCUGCACCAAUUCUUGUCUGCUGGUUUUGCAAUGUUCUGACUUGAAAACUGGCCUCACUCUGGAGGUCCCCACAUGGCCAACCCAGAGCCAGGUAUACUCUAGCUAUGCGAUGGAAGAGGAGGCAAGCUUCUAAACACUCCCAGGGCACAGAGAAACAGACAGGACAGUUGGCAGGUUCAAUAGAGCCAAGAACAGACAGACACUCUACAUGGACUCAAGCCUGGAGCCAUAAGCUCCCCCCACCACCUCACUACAAGGGGUGAUCACAGGCAUGUGGCCACUAUGUGUGCCUCGGGAGAUCAGGCAAGUUGAGAAAACAAAGCAGAACAAAGUUGUUCCACCCAAGUUGACCAGCCCAUGUCAGUUGGACAUGCAAGAUUAUAAUGCAAAGAUUUGAGAAACUGGGUCACAGCCAGCUUCCCUUUGGCCUGGUACACACAGACAAAAAUCUAGAUGUUUGAUUAUCAUUCCUCAGCAAAGCUGAUUCCUCUGCCCUGUUCUGCCCCCGCCCCCACCCCACCCUACCCCACCCCAGAAGCCUGCUGGGCUCUCCCGGCUUGAUGUGGUCUGAGAGGAGAAUCUACCUUGUGAUGACAUGUGGCACAAGGGUCAUUUUGGCAGCUCCCCAGUCUCAGCAGGUGAGAUGGGCACAGGGCAGGGAAACCAAUGCUGACAUAAACGUUUUCUGCAUUGGCCAGAGUGCAGCUGGGAGACUGUACAUCUAAAUGCCCAGCAGCGACCUCACACCAGGCUGGCCCAGGGAGCCAGAAGAAACAACCUGCCUUUCUAGAAAGUGACACAUCCAUUUAACUUCCCUGGCAAGCUGUUGCUGUGCCCAGAAAGAAAGGGAGGCUCAGCUGCCAGUGAAGCUAGUUAAGUCUUCUCUAGGCUUGCCCACUGCUCAGUAGCCAGGUACCAGGCUAGUACCCAGGAAGGGUCUCUUACAAUGCUUAGUUGCUGCUUGGACUAGCCAAACACUUGGGACAUGCCCAAUGAGAUCCCUGGGAUGUUCAAACUACCUCACCAACAGGAUUCAGACCCAGGUGCCUGGCCCCCUUGCUGGUUGUGAAAAUCGGUGGUUUUCCUGAAAUGCGCCCUCCUGUUCUAUUCCACAUGUGUGGGCUUCAGAAGGCAGCACCAAGAAGCCUUUCCAGAAUGGGGAAAGGAUUGAGGGCUGUUCGUCUUUGGGCCCUGGAGAAUUUCCUGGAGGAAAAUGUUCCAGCAAGUUCCAGGAACUGGGAAGUCCAGGGCUAGGGAGAAAUUCUGUGCCACCAGCCUCCAAAGGGACCUGGCUGAGAUGAAUUUGUGGCAAGGACUGUGGAAUAGUUGAAUAGUGGUCAAAUAAAUUGCUAAUAACUCACCACUGGACUCUCCAAGAGAGGCCUGUGCUCAUGUAACCAUGGCAACAGCAGACGCCAGCAACCUACUCAUUAGUGCCACCCAGUGAUAAGGCCUCCCCCUGGGCAAGACCCAGGGGCCAUCAAGUAGCAAAGUAGCAAAUGUAGCAAUAAGGGGCCUGGGACCCUGAGGUGGCAGGAUCCAAAUAACAGGGCCUCAGCCUUCCCCAAGCCUCAGACAGGGGGCAGAGACAGCUGCUAUCAGCUGUCUAGGGUUGGGGAGUCCUGCCCAUACCAAGGGUCCCUGUCCUAUAGCCUCUGACCAUUCACCGCAUGAUCACAGACACGUCGGAAUGGCCCCCUCGUAGUGCAUGUGGUUCUUGUUAGUUUAUUUUUCUGGAAUUUGGGGAACUGGACCCCAGGACCAAACAUGCUGGAAACAGUCUAAAAAUAAACAACUACUUGAACCCACUAAA
Mus musculus (house mouse) is the source of this 6483-nucleotide messenger RNA. It is a transcript of the gene Rgs6, whose product is annotated as regulator of G-protein signaling 6. Gene Ontology annotation, cellular component: nucleus; cytosol; plasma membrane. Gene Ontology annotation, biological process: regulation of G protein-coupled receptor signaling pathway; G protein-coupled receptor signaling pathway; intracellular signal transduction. The record is from RefSeq and is a predicted model, not a curated record. Gene Ontology annotation, molecular function: GTPase activator activity. Lineage: Eukaryota; Metazoa; Chordata; Mammalia; Rodentia; Muridae. The transcript is spliced from 19 exons. Bases 854 to 2512 code for a protein of 552 amino acids.